This is a messenger RNA of Diaporthe citri, 297 nucleotides long. RefSeq lists its product as uncharacterized. Lineage: Eukaryota; Fungi; Ascomycota; Sordariomycetes; Diaporthales; Diaporthaceae. The transcript has 4 exons. Bases 1 to 297 code for a protein of 98 amino acids. The record is from RefSeq and is a predicted model, not a curated record.
AUGGGUGGUGGUCCCAGAGUUCCCUAUCCCAAGCACGUCUGGUCACCAGCUGGUGGCUGGUAUGCCCAGCCGUCUAACUGGAAGGUCAACACUGCGGUCUUCGGAGCCUUGAUUUUGGGAUUCACAGCCCUCACCUGGAGGCUCAGCGCGGACCGCGAAUUCAGACACAAGAUGCCAGAACCAGGCCGAUUCUACCCAAGCCGAUACUGGACCAAGCAAAUAAGGGAGCACGAGAAGGGCCAGAAUGCAGGAUCAGCUGCAGCACUGAGUGCGUCUUCAGAGGUGCAGACGAAAUAG